Messenger RNA from Camelina sativa (false flax), 994 nucleotides. RefSeq names its product peptide methionine sulfoxide reductase B9. Gene Ontology annotation, biological process: response to oxidative stress; protein repair. The record is from RefSeq and is a predicted model, not a curated record. Lineage: Eukaryota; Viridiplantae; Streptophyta; Magnoliopsida; Brassicales; Brassicaceae. Gene Ontology annotation, molecular function: peptide-methionine (R)-S-oxide reductase activity.
UCUCUCCUUUCCCAAUGUCGAUAAUUUUUUUGUCAUAUCUCGUGUCCAUGCUGGCGCUUAGAUCGAGAUCUAUGUAUGAGUUGUAACCUUAUUUUUUUUUUAUUAUGGUAUCUUAGUUGUUAGGAAGAUUCUUGUAGCCACCUUUUACGUUAGACCCAAAAAAAAAAAAAAGUGAUUGUCUAUGCGUAUAUAUACCCGACGCCUUUGUAGUUCAACUCACAAAACAAACUCUACAUUCAUUUUCUUAAAAGGUCUCAAAGCACACGACCAUCUCUCCGUUGCCUUCAUAAGCACUUAAACAAUCAUGCCAACAUCAGCAACAAUGGUAGCUCCAUCAACUGGAUCUUUCCCCAAAAAAGAUCAAGAAUGGCGUGCGAUUUUGUCUCCUGAACAAUUCAGAGUUCUCAGGGAAAAGGGCACAGAAGCCCGAGGUAAAGGAGAGUAUACCAAACUGUUCGACGACGGAACCUAUAGCUGCGCUGGCUGUGCAACUCCUCUUUAUAAGUCCACCACUAAGUUCGACUCUGGUUGUGGCUGGCCGUCCUUCUUCGAUGCUAUCCCUGGUGCCAUUAAAAAAACGCCGGAGGCAGGAGGGAGACGAAUGGAGCUCACGUGUGCGACAUGUGAUGGACAUCUAGGUCAUGUUGUCAAAGGAGAAGGUUUUCCCACAGCGACCGAUGAGCGUCACUGCGUCAACAGUGUUUCUCUCAAGUUUUCCGAAAUUUCUUCCCAAUAAUUCGAUAUAUCCAUGUUUGAUGACCGCUCUUGUUCGACCAAUUCAUCUCCUUCAAGAAAAUGUGAAGAUCAAGUGUGAUCGUUUGAGAUUGUUAUGUUGUGUUUCGUUCCUAGUCAUGCAUGUGUGAUAUGCUCUCAUUGUUGUUUGUCACUUGUGUGAUUUUUUCUCUCUCAAUUAUAUAUAUAUCAUAUGGAUUCCAUUGACCACCUUGAUAUGUUAAAUGUAAAUCCGAUAUAAUAAAAUUUGGCUUUUGUAUCA